Molecule: messenger RNA, 1807 nt
Organism: Paramuricea clavata
Lineage: Eukaryota; Metazoa; Cnidaria; Anthozoa; Malacalcyonacea; Plexauridae
Source: the annotation of a GenBank genome assembly
GUCGUGCAACUGAUGUCCCUGAAGAGGAUGUCUACCUCUGUGAAUCAAGAUACGAUGAGGAUGAAGGAGGACAUUACAGGAAACUGAAGGGUUUGAAGGUACAUUUGAAUUCAAGCGAUCUCUCUAUAUGUUAAGAUUGGGAUUAGGGGCGGGGUCGGUUUAAUGCGGGGGUUAGGGUUGGGGUUAGUUAGGGUGGGGUCGGGGUUCAAUCGAUUGCCUGAAUAAAAUGUAAACAAGAAACUGUUUACGAACUUAUUUUCUAGAGACCAACGUUAUCGACCAGUGUCUAUGAAGAAGAAUUCUACUUCUUUGAAGAAAACCUCAAUCUUGUCAAAGUAAGAAAAAAUGUUUAUUUUAUAUUGAGUAUUUUCAAUUGAAUUCCAAUGUGAAUUUCAACUUGUAUUUCAAUUUCCAUGUGUUUUGUUUUAGAAACCAUCGCCAUUGUUGGUGAAAGAUUUGAGUGAACUUCGUCGAGAUGACAGGAUUGUUUCUCCUUCUUCUUCUUCUGCAGGCGAUGCAGAGUCGGGCAAGGUUUGAUAUUUGUUUUGUGGUGAUGGUAUAGUGGUCAGUGCAUGUGCCUUUUAUCUCAGUCACUGGGGAGUAAUUCACCAAUAUGCAGUGGUCUCAUUAUAAUUUCGCAUCAGUUGCAUGCGAAAAGAGUGCUUCCAGUUUGACUCUACUGUUCCAAACACCAGAGGUUUUCUCUGGAUAGCCCGGUUUCCUCCUGUACAAACAAGUUGACUGGACCUCUAGGGAAAACAGUUUCACACUAAUAGAAGUAUACGGUAUAAACAAUAUUAUUUUACUUUAGAUUUCCUCCUGUAGUAACACUGGAUCAAUAAGAGAUGAUCCUCACUGGACCUCUAGGAAGAACAGUUUAGAACUGAUAGAGCUAUCUAAUAUCAAUGAAGUUCCUCCUGUAGAAAUACUAGAUCAAUAAGAGUACUGAUAGGGCUAUCCAGUAUGAAUAGAGUUAGUGUAGUUAAGUGUUACCUUACAUCCUGUUAUUUUCCUUAGUCCGCAAAGAAACGUUUUCGUCCUCAAUCAGGAUUCCUGGUGUUCUCAGCAGAGAGACGCGGUGUCUUACGCAAACAGUAUCCAGACCACGGCUUUGGGGACAUCAGUAGACUGGUGGGGACUGAGGUAGGGUAUGAUAGGAGGUUCCCAGUGUACAUUCUAUAUAUUUAAUGCAACUAUAGGGCCAGGCCACAGAAUAAGGCACACAAAAGGUCGACUCGAGUAACCGCUGUCACGCCAUGAUUCAUCAUCAAAAUGCUGACGCCAUGGUCCUAGCCAGUGCGCGUUUGAGAGGCAUUCCCCUCCUGGACGUCCGCCAUUUUGAAUAUUAUCAGGGGGUGAAUGCCUCUCAAACGCGCACUGGUUAGGACCAUGGCGUAAGCAUUUGAAUAGGGAAAUCAUAGGAAAAACCAAGAAGUCCGCCUUCUGUGUAUCUUAUUCUGUGGCCAGGCCCUCUGGCAGGAAUCGAACUGCGGCUCUGCGUUUCCCGGUGCAGCGCUCUAACCAACUGAGCCACAGAAUCCAGUUGCGAGAUGCCCAAAAUAAUCCAGUCAUAUUUCUUGUUAGUGGAAGAACUUGAGUCCAAUGAAGCGGGAAGAAUGGGAAGCACGAGCGGCUGCCCAAGCAGCAAUUAAAGCACAAGUUCCAGUCACCUCUCCCCCUCCUUCGUACUUCACUGGACCCGGUAUGGCGUACGACUGUCUCUGGCAAGGCUGUGAUUACCAGUACGAGGACCUCAAUGAACUUAUCAUUCAUUUCUUAGAGAGCGGAGGACAUCUCAUCAAAAUGG